AUGGGAUCAAUCCAGGUGGAAGAGACCGCUCCGACGGUGACCAUCCCACAGGGGACCAUCGUAGGAACAGUUCUAGAGAAAGACCUCAAGCGAAAAAUCGAUGCAUUUCUCGGGAUCCCGUAUGCCUUGCCGCCUGUGGGAGAGCUUCGUUUCAAGCGACCGGUGAAGGUCCCUCAAUCUUCGAAAGUGAUACACGCCACUGCAUAUGGCCCAGCAGCGCCCGGCAAACAACUCCUCGUGAGCGCCCGGAAAUUCGAGUACAGUGAAGACUGCUUGACAGCCAAUGUGUUUCGUCAGAGCUGUCCAUCGUCAGAGAACAGCAAGCUAUUGCCCGUGAUGGUAUACCUACACGGAGGGGCCUUCAACCGGGGCAAUUCGUCUAUGCACAAUACUGCAUCGAUGGUGUCGUGGUCGGAACAGCCUUUCGUCGCCGUGUCGUUCAAUUACAGAAUUGGAUCGCUGGGCUUUCUCCCAUCCAGCGUGAGCGCGAAGGAGGGGAUCCUGAACCUAGGCUUGAGAGAUCAAGAAUUGCUGUUCGAGUGGGUGCAGGAGAAUAUCGAGGCCUUUGGAGGCGACAAGACGGACGUCACGCUGGUGGGAAUGUCAGCAGGGGCACAUUCGAUCGGCCACCACAUGAUGCACCACACGACCAGCAACCCGGGCCCAUUCCACCGAGCGAUCAUCGAGUCCGGGUCCCCGACCUCGCGCGCCGUGCGUCGCUACGACGCCGCCAUCCACGAAGAGCAAUUCGCCGACUACCUGCGCGAAGCGGGCUGCCCGGCCGACCUCCCGGAAUCCAAGAUCUUCCCAUUCCUGAGAUCCCUCCCCCUGGGGGUCAUCACCAGGGCCCAAGACGCCGUCUUCGACAAAUAUAACCCGUCGCUGCGCUGGGCGUUCCAGCCCGUCAUCGACUGCGACAUCAUCCCGCGCGCGCCGCUCGAGACGUGGAGGCUGGGCGAUUACUAUAAAAUCCCGAUCAUGACGGGGUUCAAUCAUAAUGAGGGCUCGCUGUACGUCGACAAGCAGAUGUCCAAGCCAGAGGAAUUUACCGAGUUUUUCCAAACCCUGCUACCAACCCUCUCGCAAGACGACAUCGAAACCAUCGACAGACUAUACACCGAUCCGGUAUCCGGAUCUAGCUCCAGCUCCAGCUCCGCGGACCAGCCUUAUGCAAUCCCUAGCACCAUGAAAGGCCAAGUCGGCGCACAAUACCGGCGCAUCGAAGCUGCAUACGCACACUACGCGUACGUCGCACCGGUGCGCCAAACUGCACACCUGGCCUCCUCACACGCGGACGCUCCACCGGCAUACCUCUACCACUGGACACCUAUCACCACCGUGGUCGGCGGCGCCAGCCACGGCGACAACAUGCGGUACGAGACGUUCAAUCCCGACGUGGUGUCGAAAUCCUCCAGCCAGAGAGAACUGGCCGGCACGCUGCACGCGUACCUGACGAGCUUCAUCUGUAACAAAGGCGACCCGAAUGCUCUCGCAGGGGAGUGGAGUGAUCGCCCGACCUGGGAGGCGUACAACCAUGAUGAGCCGAAGACGAUGGUCUUCGGGCAGGGCAAUGAGGAGCUCGUCGGUGGCGGGGUCGGAGUUGCGGCGAAGAUGGAUCGGGAUCCGUGGGCGGACAAGGAGUGUCAGUUCUGGUGGGACAAGGUCGAGUUGUCGCAGCAAUAG
Molecule: messenger RNA, 1683 nt
Organism: Exophiala aquamarina CBS 119918
Lineage: Eukaryota; Fungi; Ascomycota; Eurotiomycetes; Chaetothyriales; Herpotrichiellaceae
Product: triacylglycerol lipase
Exons: 2
Coding region: 1-1683 (560 amino acids)
Source: RefSeq, a predicted model, not a curated record